Messenger RNA from Aplysia californica (California sea hare), 977 nucleotides. RefSeq names its product myopalladin. The record is from RefSeq and is a predicted model, not a curated record. Lineage: Eukaryota; Metazoa; Mollusca; Gastropoda; Aplysiida; Aplysiidae.
AAAAACCGGAGGAGAAGUCUCCUCCAGAGUUCAUCAAGGUCCCCGACAAGGUCACGGCCAGAGAGCACGACAAUGCCAAGUUCAUUGUCAAGGUCAUUGGAGAGCCAAAACCAGCAGUCACCUGGUACAAGGACGAAGAACCCCUAGAGGACGCAGAGCUCUACCACACAGAGAGCUAUGAAGACACUCACUGCUUCGAGAUCAAAGACACGGAGAAGACAGACGAGGGUCCCUACACGUGCAUGGCGGAGAACUCAGAGGGCAAGGUCACGUGCCAGAUCCCACUCUUUGUUAACGAGAUCCCACGUGACGAGCGACUGUCUGAGUCACCGCUGGUUCUCAAGACGCCAGAGGAGACACAGGCGCCCCAGUUUGUGGAGACGUUUGAGGACACGGGAUGACCGCGAGCUGGUGGCCACGCCCAACACUGUGGUCAAACACGAGGAGGACACGGUCAAGCUGAGGAUCUCUCCCACCAGGCUUGACCAGGAGGGCGUGUACAAGUGUGUGGCCUCAAACCCCGCCGGGUCAGCCGAGUGUGUGGCCAAGGUCGUCGUGGAAGGCAAGACAGAACCUCCCAAGUUCACCCGCCCUCUGUCCAACAGAGAGUGCAAGGAGGGACGGCCGGUCAAAUUUGAGUGUGCUGUUACUGGCUUACCUCAGCCGGACAUCUCAUGGUUCCUGAACGAGCAGCCUGUAGAGGCCGGUGUCCGGUUCCAUGUUGACCAGAGGAAGGGUUUCUCUGACGUCACACACAGCCUGAGUCUGGACUCCACUGACGUGGCAGACUCGGGGACGGUCAAGGCCGUGGCAGUCAAUCGUGCUGGGGAGGCCAGUACUGACGCCACGCUUACUGUGGAUGAGAAGAAAGAAGCGCCCAAGUUCAUCAAGAAACAUGAGACCACAGAGGUAGUGGAGUUCAACAACGCCACCUUCAAAGUGAUGGUCAGCGGCAAGCCCAAGCCACACGUGACCUG